Molecule: messenger RNA, 1087 nt
Organism: Phodopus roborovskii (desert hamster)
Lineage: Eukaryota; Metazoa; Chordata; Mammalia; Rodentia; Cricetidae
Gene: Ebp
Product: EBP cholestenol delta-isomerase
Exons: 4
Coding region: 204-896 (230 amino acids)
Biological process (GO): cholesterol biosynthetic process
Cellular component (GO): membrane; endoplasmic reticulum
Molecular function (GO): cholestenol delta-isomerase activity; C-8 sterol isomerase activity; steroid Delta-isomerase activity
Source: RefSeq, a predicted model, not a curated record
ACCAGGUCCAGCUAAAAUUGGUCUGUUUUUAAUCUGGUCUUACAGUAAUUCCGUCAAAUAAUAGAUCCAGUUCAUUUACAUUUCUUGUUGCGAACUGUUUGGAUUUGGUUUAAUUAUCUCACCAUGUGCUUUCUGUUUGCCCAGGUUUUUCUGUUUCUUUAUUCUCCCUGUUUAUCUUCAAGCAGCCAGUGGCCCAUAGAAACAUGGCCAACAGUAUGGGCCCCUUACACCCAUACUGGCCCAGGCACCUGAAGCUGGACAACUUUGUGCCUAAUGACCUCCCAACCUGUCAUAUCCUGGUUUGCCUAUUCUCUGUCUCUGGCGUCCUAAUGGUGAUCACGUGGCUGUUGUCCAGUCGAGCUUCUGUUGUCCCGCUUGGAAUUUGGCGUCGACUGGCCCUGUGCUGGUUUGCCGUGUGUACAUUCAUUCACCUUGUGAUUGAGGGUUGGUUCUCUUUGUACCAUGACAUCCUACUUGAAGACCAAGCCUUCUUAUCCCAACUUUGGAAAGAGUAUUCCAAGGGAGACAGUCGAUACAUCCUUAAUGAUGGCUUCAUCGUCUCUAUGGAGACUAUCACAGCUUUUCUCUGGGGACCACUCAGCCUGUGGGUAGUGAUUGCUUUUCUCCGCCAGAAACCGUUCCGCUUUAUCCUACAGCUGGUGGUCUCUGUGGGCCAGAUAUACGGGGAUGUGCUGUACUUCCUGACAGAGCAUCGGGAUGGAUUCCAGCAUGGGGAGCUAGGCCACCCCCUUCAUUUCUGGUUUUACUUUGUUGUCAUGAAUGGCAUAUGGCUGGUGGUACCUGCAAUUCUAGUGCUUGAUUCCAUAAAGCAUCUCACUUAUGCCCAGAGCAUGUUGGACAGCAAGGUCAUGAAAACUAAGAGCAAGCAUAACUAGAGAGCACUAGAGUGGGCCCAUACACUGAGGAUGAGGCACCCUGCCCAUAUUCCAGAAGAUUUAAGUCCUCCUCCCACAGGUUGGAGGGUCACAACUAUCUGAUGUGUCACACUCAGGCUGAUGAGUGGGCACAAAAAGGACCACUAAGGAAAAGUAGGGAAUGUAUAGAGUCAUUGGGGAAAAAUAAAAGA